GGUUCGUCGAGACAGUAGUUGCAUUAUUAAGUUUUUUAAGCCAUUUGUGAAUAGAUAGGAGGAUGUCUAAGCCGAAAACAGGACCUCAGGAUUUACCUCCUAAAGGAGGAUAUGCACCUUUUCAAAUUAAUCGUGUUAAAUUGGGAAAUUACUUUAAAGGUCCCUGGCCUUAUCUAGCAUAUUUAGCUAUAAACUUGUAUGCAAUGCGAACAUACCACGGAAUAUGGCUAGAAAAAUUUAAGGAAAAUUUGGCUAAUCGGGGUAAUGAGUUGAUUAUACGCACCCUUAUACAUGCUGAAAAUGAUAGAAAUAUAUUGAGAUUCCUCAAAGAAGUGAGAACACUAGAGGAAGAUGUGAUGAAAGACUUUCCAUAUUGGGAAACUGGGACAUAUCUUGGAGAGCCUAUAUUUAAAACAUUACCGGAAGAUACAUAUGUAAGACCUCGUCCUGCAGACUGUUUUGCAUUUAUGUCUUAUACUGACAUCCCACUCGGCCCGACAGCACAUCAUUGGUACUAG
Messenger RNA from Habropoda laboriosa, 518 nucleotides. It is a transcript of the gene ND-B16.6, whose product is annotated as NADH dehydrogenase [ubiquinone] 1 alpha subcomplex subunit 13. Bases 63 to 518 code for a protein of 151 amino acids. Lineage: Eukaryota; Metazoa; Arthropoda; Insecta; Hymenoptera; Apidae. The transcript has 3 exons. The record is from RefSeq and is a predicted model, not a curated record.